AUGAUAGGGGUUGGAGUCCAGCAAUACCUGCAGGUUGUUUUCUUCUGGAUCAACCUUGCUGCAGCUUCAAUCCGGGAUGAACUCUGUGAGAAUCUUUCUUCUGCCACGAACAUCACUGGUCCCCAGUGCAAUGCCUUAGUGGACCUGAUAGGGACCUGUUGGCCUCGCAGUGCUGCAGGGCAGCUGGUGGCACGUCCCUGUCCUGAGUAUUUCUUUGGAGUGCGAUACAACACCACAAAUAACGUGUACAGAGAAUGCUUUGUGAACGGAAGCUGGGCAGCCCGUGUGAAUUACUCCCAGUGUCAGGAAAUCCUCAGUGAGGAGAAGAGGAGCAAGCUGCACUAUCAUGUUGCCGUGGUCAUCAACUACCUUGGGCACUGCAUCUCCCUGGGGGCCUUGCUGGCUGCUUUUGUCCUCUUCAUGCGCCUGAGGAGCAUCCGCUGCCUACGAAACAUUAUCCACUGGAACUUGAUCACGGCCUUCAUUUUGCGGAAUGCCACGUGGUUUGUGGUACAGCUCACCAUGAAUCCGGAAGUGCAUGAAAGCAAUGUGCCCUGGUGUCGCCUUGUCACUGCAGCCUACAACUACUUUCACGUCACCAAUUUCUUCUGGAUGUUUGGCGAGGGCUGCUACCUUCAUACGGCCAUUGUCCUCACCUAUUCUACCGACAAGCUGCGGAAAUGGAUGUUCAUCUGCAUCGGCUGGGGCAUCCCUUUCCCCAUCAUCAUUGCUUGGGCCAUUGGGAAACUCUACUAUGACAACGAGAAAUGCUGGUUUGGAAAACGUGCAGGAAUUUUCACUGACUACAUCUACCAAGGUCCCAUGAUACUGGUUCUGUUGAUCAACUUUAUAUUUUUAUUCAAUAUUGUCAGAAUCCUGAUGACCAAGCUUCGGGCCUCAACCACCUCAGAGACGAUACAGUACAGAAAAGCUGUGAAGGCUACCCUUGUGCUCCUUCCUUUGCUGGGCAUUACCUACAUGCUUUUCUUUGUCAAUCCCGGAGAAGAUGAAAUUUCCAGGAUCGUAUUCAUCUACUUCAACUCUCUCUUGGAGUCCUUCCAGGGCUUUUUCGUCUCUGUCUUCUACUGCUUCCUGAACAGUGAGGUCCGCUCUGCAGUCCGGAAGAGAUGGCACCGGUGGCAGGACAAACACUCCAUCCGGGCCCGAGUGGCAAGAGCCAUGUCCAUCCCCACAUCUCCAACACGUGUCAGCUUCCACAGCAUCAAGCAGUCAACGGCUCUCUAAAGCUGCCCCAGACUAUGGGGCUGAUGCUUUGCUACAGUUGUGGGGACGGGGCAUGACUUGCCAGCUG
Elgaria multicarinata webbii is the source of this 1312-nucleotide messenger RNA. Its product is annotated as corticotropin-releasing factor receptor 1. The record is from RefSeq and is a predicted model, not a curated record. The transcript is spliced from 13 exons. Gene Ontology annotation, biological process: adenylate cyclase-activating G protein-coupled receptor signaling pathway; cell surface receptor signaling pathway. NCBI's taxonomy places the organism in Eukaryota, Metazoa, Chordata, Lepidosauria, Squamata, Anguidae. Gene Ontology annotation, cellular component: neuron projection; plasma membrane. Gene Ontology annotation, molecular function: corticotropin-releasing hormone binding; corticotropin-releasing hormone receptor activity; G protein-coupled peptide receptor activity. The coding region runs from base 1 to 1245 and encodes 414 amino acids.